Messenger RNA from Pseudozyma flocculosa PF-1, 288 nucleotides. RefSeq lists its product as uncharacterized. The record is from RefSeq and is a predicted model, not a curated record. Gene Ontology annotation, biological process: negative regulation of ATP-dependent activity. Lineage: Eukaryota; Fungi; Basidiomycota; Ustilaginomycetes; Ustilaginales; Ustilaginaceae. Gene Ontology annotation, cellular component: mitochondrion. The transcript is spliced from 3 exons. Bases 1 to 288 code for a protein of 95 amino acids. Gene Ontology annotation, molecular function: ATPase inhibitor activity.
AUGUCUCUCCUCCGCACCGCCACGCUUUCCCUCUCGCGAGCCGGCGCCCGCUCCGCGGCGCCCUCGACGUUUGUCAUGGCCACGCGCGGCUACGCCGACGGCCCCACCCCCACCGCCGGAUCCACCGCCAGCGCCAAGGGCUUCAAGGAGAGGGAGCAGUCCCAGGAGGCCCAGUACGUCCGCAAGGCCGAGCAGGAGAAGCUCGCAAAGCUGCGAGAGUCGAUCAAGAAGCAGAGGGAGCACCUCGACGAGGUCGAGAAGAACAUCGAGAACCUCAACAAGCAGUAA